This is a messenger RNA of Aspergillus viridinutans, 1176 nucleotides long. RefSeq names its product putative protein kinase. Gene Ontology annotation, molecular function: protein kinase activity; ATP binding. NCBI's taxonomy places the organism in Eukaryota, Fungi, Ascomycota, Eurotiomycetes, Eurotiales, Aspergillaceae. Gene Ontology annotation, biological process: protein phosphorylation. The record is from RefSeq and is a predicted model, not a curated record. The coding region runs from base 1 to 1176 and encodes 391 amino acids. The transcript is spliced from 5 exons.
AUGAACCCCUUCGUUCGGCUCGGUCGAUUCAUUCGACGACCAUCAUCUCCACCAAGAAUAUUCAAGUACUCCAACUUUCCCACACUGGACUCUGCCACGAAAAUCGAGGAACAACGAAUGCCUGCGUAUGAUCGGGGUCUUUAUUAUCCAGUCAAGCUUGGGGAUGUGUUUCACUCUAGAUACCAGGUUCUCAGCAAGUUGGGACAACAUCGGUACAUUGCACUGAAGAUUUACAUCAGCAGUUCCAAGGCGAAUCAGGAGGUGCGGGUACUGGAGCAUCUUUCAAGAAUAAAGACAGACCAUCCCGGCAGCAGUCUUGUCCGUAAAAUGAUAGAGAAGUUUGAACUCACAGGACCUAGCGGUAUUCAUCAGUGUAUUGUGUAUGAGCCGCUGUUAACGAGUCUUUUGCAUUUCCAAGCAACCUUGGAUCCCACGAGCCUUCCUGAGGACUUACUAAAGGGAGCACUACAGCAACUGUUACUUGCCCUUGAUUUUCUACACUCAGAAGCGCAUGUAAUACACGCUGAUAUACAGGCGAAGAAUAUUAUCAUUAGCGCAAAGGACGAUUCAAUUUUUCAUGAAUGGGCUGAUAAUGAGAAUAUCGACCCAAGCCCGCGAAAGGUCGAUGGCGACUACACUGUCUAUUUGUCCCGCCCAUUCCGUCGUAAGAAGGGAUGGAGCGGUUUUGGGAUGCCACUUCUCUCGGAUUUUGGGGAAGCUCGGCUAGGGAAUGUACACGAUGGAUUGAUCCAGCCAGAUAUUUAUCGUGCGCCUGAGGUCAUACUUGGAAUGAGCUGGACAUCAAAAGUUGAUAUAUGGAAUGUUGGGGUGUUGAUCUGGGACCUCUUUGAGGACCACCAUCUAUUUGAUGGCAGAGGGCCUGGCGGGAGUCAUUCGGACGCACAUCUUCUUGCCGAAAUGAUAGCGAUGCUGGGCCCUCCACCAUCGGAUUUUCUUCGCAAGUCUCCUCACAGCCUGAAGUACUGGGACCCCUCAGGACAAUGGACAGCCGCGGUAGAAGUACCACAUAACUCAUUGGAGGACUCGGAAGAGUAUCUCGAGGGCGAAAACAAGAAGAUGUUUAUGCAGUUCGUUAGAAAGAUGCUGCGAUGGGAUCCAGAGGAGAGGCAGAGCGCCCGUGAACUUCUCAUGGAUCCUUGGUUAACAACUCCGUAG